Messenger RNA from Talaromyces stipitatus ATCC 10500, 2478 nucleotides. RefSeq lists its product as uncharacterized. Gene Ontology annotation, biological process: interstrand cross-link repair. The record is from RefSeq and is a predicted model, not a curated record. Lineage: Eukaryota; Fungi; Ascomycota; Eurotiomycetes; Eurotiales; Trichocomaceae. Bases 1 to 2478 code for a protein of 825 amino acids. Gene Ontology annotation, molecular function: 5'-3' exonuclease activity; flap-structured DNA binding; 5'-flap endonuclease activity. The transcript has 3 exons. Gene Ontology annotation, cellular component: nucleus.
AUGCCUUCCUUGCUUGAUUUCUUUGAGACUCGCCGCCCUUCCGCAAAACGACAAAAGGUCUCUCAUGGGGUGAACUUCGAAGAGCUGUCGGCUCGAGUUAAUGGUCAAAAUGUGAAAGAAUCAUCUGAAACGCUCUCGGAAUUGCUUACCUUAUCCAGAAAAGACACUGAGUCCACAGACGUGGCUGAUCUGUCAGUUGGCAAUGACGUCUUGGACAAUCUCCAAUGCAGUCAAACAGCAUUAGAAAUCUCGCUACCGCCGAUCAAAACUGACGAUGACGCGAUUAAAGAGUAUGAAAACUCUAGGGCUGCUGAAAUCGAGGAGUCAGAGUCGCUUUCACUAGAACAAAGGCUCGGGGAGAGGAAAUGGCACAAAGGGAAGAGUUCAAUCUACGUGGAUGCAUUCAAUCUCGCACUCGAGACAGUGCUGAACGAAGAGGCUCACCUGUUCGAUCAGACGGAGCUAGACGUUUUUUACAGGUGGAAAGAUCUGAGCUAUGAAGCACAGUACUUAUAUGUACGGCUUUUCCUCCGCAAGACCGCCGCCUGGCAUCGUAUCAAUCGUUUAGGUUAUUACCAGGACAUUGCCGAUAUGGAUCAAGCUGUGGCGGAUUUGAGAGAAGUUCAUCCUCUCUCGUGUUCGAAACCCUCUGUUGCAUACGAGGUUCCUGUCUCGUCCGAACAACCUGAUAAUUCAAUUCUCCUAGGUGAUUCCUUCCGAUUUGCUGAAGGUAUUGAGGAGAUUGCAACGUUAGAAGAGGCUUCGUCCCUACUGCUAUUAGAGGAACUUAAAGAGAUGGCUAAAGAAGCCAAGGUUCAAGGGAAGAACAAAAAGGAGCUUAUAACAGCUUUCCUUCAAGCCAGUCAGACCCAAGCAGGUCUCAGAUGGGAUGCGGGAAAAGGCAACAAUAGAGAUCGCCACUUUCACAACAAGAUUUUGGAGCUUACUGGUGACUGUAUCAGACUUUCUCCAGCUCCUUUGAAGUUAUUUGAGAGGGUGCAUUUGGUCUUUUACCGUUCUUCUGAGUGGACAGAGAAGUCUCUCACUACAAUCAUCUUAGCGAAGAUUUCCCAAAAGAAUUUUCCAGAAUAUAUUGUAUCUCGAUCUACGGCGAUAUUUCCAUCACGGGCAGCUUUGCUUGAGUUUGAAGUUGCUUUAAGAACACAAUACGAUAUUGACAACAUACUUGAGUUUAGCGGCACGCCGGCACCGCAACGUCUCCAAACUAUCAAAGAUCUGAGCGAAAAGGUUUAUCCAAGGUGGAAAGUUCUACUUGAACAAGAGCAACAGAAGGAAAAUAGUAUAUAUUUCAGUGGCGAAGGUGCUUACUUGCGUCGAUUUUCACCCGCUUGGGUGUAUACGAGAAUCAUACACAAAGGCCUCUACCCACUCGGCCGUUUCAAAGAGCAUAAACGGGAGCAUGAACUACUGAUCGAUUUGCUUGACCAAAAGCUCUUUCACGCUGCGCGGCGUGGUGCAUGGUAUCAGAGAAAAGCUCUAUUGGAGGAACAUUACCUCUGGGCCUUAACUCCUAAUGAAGGUAGAACCGAGGAAGCACAAAAGAAGUACUGGAAAAGAAUUGCCUUGACCACGUGUGAAGCCGGGCUCCAAGAUCCAGAUUGCCAUGUCAUCUAUCACUAUGACCUUCAAAAAAGGAUUGCCAAGCUCGAAAAAUCCUUGAAGGUAGUCAAACGAGAACAACACGACUUUGGGCACGUCCUCCUUGUCAAGCCACGGGAAAGAACUGUUGAAGGGAUCCGUGUUGAGAAAGAGGUUCCCUUGACCCAGAGUGACUCGAAAGAACGAGGCGAUAGCUCGGGAACAUCGACGCGUAAAGGACAUGCCACAGUCUGGAUUCAUGAACGAGAAAACGGCGAAGAAUGUAGAGUUGAGAAUAUGUGCUUGAGCUGGUACCGAGACAACGGUUGGAAGGGCUAUCAUUCCGAGGGCGGUAUUGUACGGACACUUUUUGGCUACCUUUUUUUCGAUAUACUCUUCACUUAUGUCCCCAACGUCUUCCAGACGCCUUUCCAAACCUGUCCCUUGGAUCUUCAUACAGACGCCUUCUAUCCAUCUCGCGCUUCCGAGAUCAAUCAUCGGCUCGUUCAACUUGCUAACGGCGAGGCCGAAUCCAUUAUACGCAGGGUCCACGAGAGUGAAUUUCCUAAACGGACCUGUAUCGUUGGCGUAGACUGGACGUACGCACUUGACGACCUCGUGGAAAUCGUGCAGUGUUUUAGCGGUGCAUCUCUAGCAACGGUGUGCAAAGUGAUGGCACAAGAAUAUCAACAGCGCGGAGGCGGUAUUCCCGACCUUUUCCUCUGGAACCCAGACAAGAAGGAGGUCAUGUUUGCCGAGGUCAAAUCAGAGAAUGAUCGAUUGAGUGAUACACAGAGAUUGUGGAUACAUGUUUUGACAGGCGCAGGUGUGAAAGUAGAGCUAUGUAAUGCUGUGGCUAGGGAGGUCAGAUAUAUAUGA